AUGCCUAGGCGAUGUGUUGUUUACGGCUGUGCUAACACAGCAGAUACAAGCAAUGGUAUCUCUAUAUACGAGAUACCGUUCUGGGGUGAAAACACGCCCAUUGCAGCUAAACGAAGGGCAAAAUGGAUCAACUUCGUUCAUCGGAAGCGAGACAAAUGGAUGCCAACACCUUCGUCAGUUGUGUGCUCACAACAUUUUACUGAAGAUUGCUUUCAGUUUGGUUCAGAUGUGGUGAAGAAAUACAAGACUCCCAGACUAAAACGGGAUGAGCACGGAAUUUGUGUGUAUCCUACGAUAGACACAAAAUUAACCGGUGCAGAAGACAGUGAGCGCACGAAACACGCAAAGCAAAGGGCUAUCAGUAAACCAUCGAAGUUAGACGAAGAGGAAGCACCCACAACUUCAUCAGAUAUUUUAUCUGAUGAACCAGGCCCCAUGGAACAAGAAAGGAUACCAGCUGAAGAAUUGGAGCAUAGCCAGAAUUGCAGUAGCUGUGAACUCCUGAAAAAGGAAAACAAAAGAAUUCGCAGUUGCUGGCAAACAUCAAAACAGAAACUAAGUGCUGUUAGAGAAGAAUUACGUGCACUUAGAAGUGUAACAGGUGAAAGCAGCCAUGCCCAAGUACUUGAUGAUGAUAUUGAAAGUGACAAUGAGGAAUGUAGUGUGUCUGAGGAUGAAGCAGAGGAACCUUCAGAUGAAGUAUCUGAGGAUGUAGAGAUAGAAACAGAGACAACUGAUACAGAUACUGAUGAAGAUAUAAAUGUGCCUCCACGAAGGAUUCCUGCAAAGGAGUACAACCUUAGAACAGAGCCAAAGUUUAUUGUGUUUUUCACACAGUUGUUGACUCUUUCAUUUCUGCCGUGA
Dendronephthya gigantea is the source of this 864-nucleotide messenger RNA. Its product is annotated as THAP domain-containing protein 1-like. The transcript has 5 exons. Gene Ontology annotation, molecular function: sequence-specific DNA binding. The record is from RefSeq and is a predicted model, not a curated record. Lineage: Eukaryota; Metazoa; Cnidaria; Anthozoa; Malacalcyonacea; Nephtheidae. The coding region runs from base 1 to 864 and encodes 287 amino acids.